This is a messenger RNA of Leptidea sinapis, 990 nucleotides long. RefSeq names its product gustatory receptor for sugar taste 64a-like. The transcript has 7 exons. Gene Ontology annotation, biological process: sensory perception of chemical stimulus; detection of chemical stimulus involved in sensory perception of taste. Gene Ontology annotation, molecular function: taste receptor activity. The record is from RefSeq and is a predicted model, not a curated record. Lineage: Eukaryota; Metazoa; Arthropoda; Insecta; Lepidoptera; Pieridae. Gene Ontology annotation, cellular component: membrane. The coding region runs from base 1 to 990 and encodes 329 amino acids.
AUGUUUUAUUUACAAAUAGAUAGUCUAUCUGCAAGACUCUCUGGAACCAUAUUUUAUGGAAACGCUUUAUUAUCCCUUCCAAUCUCGUGGAAAUUCUUAAAUAAUUGGAAGAAUCUAUCUAAUUUUUGGUUCAUUGGCAUUCAUCAUUCUGGUCUGAAAAUUCCUCCGGAUCGCAGCAUUAGAAUGAGAGUUAUUUUUGUGGGUUGGUUUGUCGCUGUUGGAGCUUUUGUAGAGCACAUGCUAAGCAUGAUGUCAGCGACAGGACUGCAGUGUCCUGCGAAUAAAUAUUUAGAGACUUACAUAUUGAAUUCACACGGUUUUCUGUUACAUAAACACGAAUAUUCUGUUUGGUUGGCAAUACCUAUUUUUAUUAUAAGUAAGCUGGCAACAAUAUUGUGGAACUUCCAAGAUCUAAUCAUAAUUCUAAUCAGCAUUGGGUUAGCUUCGCGAUAUAACCAGCUUAAUAGUUACGUCAAGAGAAUUAUUUCUUAUGAAAAGAAUGAAAAGAAUUGUAAUUUAGUAAACCGAAUUAUGAUUUGGAGGAAAAUAAGACAUGCUUAUUUACAUCAAUCCAAGCUUGUCAGAAAAAUUGACGAGUCGUUAGGAUUACUUGUACUUCUCUCCAAUCUGAAUAAUUUAUAUUUCAUUUGUCUCCAAUUAUUUCUGGGAAUCAGGACAGAUAAUUCCGAGCUAAUAGAAGAUAUUUACUAUUUGUACUCCCUGGCUUGGCUACUAUUAAGAGCCAGUUUUGUAGUGUUGGCUGCUUCAGAAGUAAAUCUUCACUCUACUAGAGCACUGUUGAGCUUGAAUUCUUGUACUUCAAGAAAUUACAAUAUCGAGAUAAAAAGAUUAAUAUAUCAGUUGUCACAUCAAGAAAUCUCGUUGAGUGGAAUGGGUUUCUUUUACUUGUACCGUCAGAAGCUACUAGAGGUUGCUGCUGUGAUUGUCAAAUAUGAACUCAUUAUGUUACAGUAUGACAAACAGUCAUAA